AUGACUACUAGUUCAAGUGUAAAACCAAUAUUAUAUUCAUAUUUUCGUAGUUCAUGUUCACAUCGUGUUCGAAUUGCUUUAAAUUUAAAAAAUAUUAUUUAUGAAAUUCAACCAAUUGAUUUAAUCAAAGGAGAAGCUUCUACUGAUGAAUAUAAACAGAUCAAUCCAAAAGGUGAAAUUCCAGUACUUAUUAUUGAUGGGAAAAAAUUGACACAAUCGCUUCCUAUCAUCGAAUAUCUUGAUGAAAUAUAUAAAGUACCUAAACUCUUACCAGAAAAACCAUACCAACGUUAUCAGGCUCGUAGAAUUAGUGAAAUUAUUGCAUCUGGUAUUCAGCCUUUACAAAACAUAAGUGUUUUAAAACGUGUUGGUAAAGAUAAAAAAGCUGAAUGGGCACGUUAUUAUAUUAAAUUUGGUCUUGAUGCUGUGGAAAAAGCUUUAGAAGAAUCAUCAGGACAAUAUUGUGUCGGUAAUCAAAUUUCAAUAGCUGAUUGUUGUCUUAUGCCACAACUCUAUCAUGCACGACAAUGGAAAAUUAAUCUAACUAAUCAUCCACUUAUAACAUCUAUUGAAGAAAAAUUGAAUAAAAUUGAUGCAUUUAAAUUAGCUCAUCCAAAUCAACAACCUGAUUGUCCAGAUAAUGAAAACAAAAUCUAA
Messenger RNA from Adineta steineri, 657 nucleotides. Lineage: Eukaryota; Metazoa; Rotifera; Eurotatoria; Adinetida; Adinetidae. The record is from the annotation of a GenBank genome assembly.